UAUUGUUGUUGUUAUUAUAAUUAUUAUUUUAUAAUUUGUAGCUUGUAUUAGUAGUGCUGUCUUUUUUCUUCUAUUGUUAAAAGCAUUACAUUUUGAUUUGUUUGCUGGAUGACUUUACUAUUGCAUUAAGUGUCACAUACUGUAUUUGAGUAUACCUAUGGAGUGAAAUUAGGGUCACAUUAGAUUUGUGCGUGUGUAAACCGAUCUGUGCGUGCAUAACCAGAAUUGUAAUUAGUGGGGCUAUACCAUGCUUACACUUACUACUACUACACUGAUUUGGGGCAUUGAAAUUACGCACAAAUUGUGGCUAAAUUUACAAGUAAAAUAACGUGACCUAAAUUUGCCUCCCUUUGAUUGGCUAAUGAACAAGGAAGUUCAGCAACAGAUUCUAAAAACUCCACAAGCAGCAUCAAGCUAGUCCACUGACUGAUGACUUUAAUUAUAUUUAAUGAUCAGACAGACAUGACUCAUAUUCAUGUGUAUGAAGAUGUUAAUGUAGCAUGUUAGCGUCAGGCUAUUAGCAAUGCUGUGCUACGUUAUGAUGUAUCUGGAGUUAAGGUGGGUAUGUUCUAGUAACGCUACCGUUGUGACUCUGUGUGAUCGUUUAUCAGAACCACAAUAAACAUGUUCAUUUAACAAUGCUUUUACACAGCCUGAUGUGUAAUGCAGUUGUUAGACAGGCUUGGAUUUCAGUGCAGGAUCUUUGUGUUUCCACCCUGAUCAACACCGUCUACGAGGAGACAGGCACCCAGUGUUGCUGCAGAAUCUCACAAGAUGUCACCGAUACCAAAGACACGGGCAGAAAGCUUGGUCUGAGAAAUCGCGAUCGUUGUAGUUCGCAGCAUUCACUUUCAACCAUCAGCUGAGACCUGCACCGCUCUGACUCUGAUACAUUUAUGCACCACUGGACUUUCUAAGAUCAUUUGGAGUUAAUCUGAGCCCAUGUUUUAGUGUCUACACACUGGACCCAACAGCCUGCAGGGCCCCUACACAUUCAUUUGAUAAGUUGAGCACUAUGAACAUUUUACAAUGUCAGAAGGUGUAUCCAGACUCGCUCCACUCUUAUCAACACAUGACAUCAAGCUGGUGUGUGCCCAGUGCUCUGUCAAAAAGAAGGAAAUUAGCUACACAUUAAAAUCAGUCCAGCACCAGUGUGGACGUAAUCUCCUGCUAUGCAGAGUCAGAGGUUGCAGCACAUGGAGACCUGUUGCUAGACGGCCUACGUUUCCUAACCCCAGUCAGUAUGUGGUUUGUAACUUUUUUGUGGAGAACUUUGGCUGCACUAAGCACAGGAACCGAUGCACCUUUGCCAGAAGUGAGGAGGAAGCUGCAGUGUGGAACUUUGUCAAACAGUAUAAAUUAGACCAUUUGCUUCUAUGUAACCUUAUAGCCCAGUCUGAGAUAGGACCCAAUCAGGUUAACAGUGCAGAACCUCUAAUUGGCCUCUUAAAUACACUUGAUUUGAAGGUUGUGUGUGAUCAAUGUGUCAUUAAAGACAAGGAAAUAACUUACAGAGUUGGAUUAGUUAGUCACACGUGCAGUAAAACUCUACUUUUAGCCAAAGCUAAAGCUUCUGAUGAAUGGAGGCCUGUCUCUGAGCGUCCUAUCAGUAGAGGAUUUGGUCCAAAUGUGCUUUAUCAAGUGUGUGACUUUUAUGUUGAGGGCUCUGGAUGUACACAACAUGGCCAAAGGUGCACAUACGCCAGAAGCACUGAAGAGGCUGUAGUAUGGAACUAUGGUAGAGACAACAAUCUAGAGCAAGAUGAGUUGUUACGUCUAGUAUGUCAGGCUGAGGCGAUUCUGUUGACUCCAGAAAGAGCUGCUAAAAACAUACUUAAUGAGUUUUCAGGGGAAUUCAUAGAAUUCUGUAAAGACUGUUUUCAUGACAGCCCACAGAAAUUGACAACCAAAAGGUGGAAUGACACCUGCUCAGGAGAUGCAGCACACACAUGGGAUCCAGCCUUAGUUCACCACCUGUCAGAGGAAAGUGGAAAGCACAUCUACAGCGAGGUGCGUCCUCUUCCCCACAACUGUCAGCUUAAGUACUGCAGUCAUGUCAGGCAAGGCAAGCCCUGCUGGCACAAGCCUGGCCACUGCAAGUCAGCUCAGAGUGAGGUGGAAAUGGCCGUGUGGAAAGCGCAGCUCAGCGGCAUCGUCAUUCGACCGCAUCUGCUUCACGUGGGUCAGCAGGCACAGACCGAACACAGACAGGUCUCCAUGUACUGUAAAGUUUGCCUCCUGGUCCUGUCCUCCCCAGAGAGCUUCUACAAACACUGCUCCUCUUUAGAACAUGCACAGUUACUGUCUGAGGACACCACCACAAGGUGGAGAGGACGACGGCCUCCACACAACCACAGAGCACAAUUCUGGCUGUGCGAGAGACCAGCAACGUGUGAGUAUGGCGUUAAUUGCCCAAAAGCUCAUUCUGAGGAAGAGCUGCAGGAGUGGAUGAUGCGUGCUGAAGAGGAAGAGGAGAUCAGACACAACAUUGAAGCGCAGGGUCUCAUGUCCUACAAUGAAAGGCUCCUGGAUGAAUACAAAAACAGUAGCAAUGAAGAGCACAUUAUAUCUGAACAAGUCGAUGAUGUCAAAAUCUCCUGUGAUGAAGAUUUAACGCAGAAAUGUGAACAAAUCAAUGCAACACUGAAAUGGAACUUCAAUGUUGAAACAGAGAGAAAACUUCUGCAUGUGGCGCUGCUGAAGCAAGAACCAGGAUGUUCUUUCACACUUGAUGAUACCACUUUGGCACCAUGCAUCUAUUGUCCUGGAAAAAGAUUUAAUAGUGAAGACAUGUCCUAUAACAUCACAGUGUCUUUUACGUCCAUCAACCCAGGCCGUUAUGAGCAGUGGUUGGUGCUGGACUUUGACAUGAGACCAGUUCUCUUGAGGAAGCUCAGAGCACAAGUUGGCAAAAUAGAAUCAGAUGACAUCGAGCAACCAGAAGUGAACAGUGGAGCCGCCUUUCAAAAUGCUGAGCGUUGGCAUGGGGGGAACAGGGUUAUUGUUCCAUUUUUGUCCAGGACCAAAGAACAAAAUAAGCUGUUGAAGGACUACAAGCCUCCACAGUUGAGCUUUUCAUAUAAAUUCUCCCAUAACAUCCAAACACCUCUGAAUAAAGAAAACUACAAAGAGAGAAUGCACCUCUUCCUGUACAAUGAGGAAAAGGCUGAGGACCAGGUUAUUUCCAGACUAAAUGUCCGUGGAGAAAUCAAAACAAUGACAAUUACUCCCCAGGGUCAAUUAUUCUGCACUGUCUCAAUUCGUUGCAACCUCACGCCAGACACCCCUGAGGGACAGGUACUAAAACGUAGCAUCCAGUCUGCCCUGAUAGCUCCUGUAUCAUCUCAUGAUCAUAAUCCCAAGGUUUAUGAAGCCAUCAUUCUUCAAGACCAAACAAGAGAAAAUGAAAUUCAUUUAAAGCUGUCUGAACAAUGUUGCUCUGAUCUUAAACUAAAAAGCAAUGAAUCGUAUCAGAUGGAAAUCCAGUUUCAGCAGAACCGCUCCAGCUUCUGCACAAUGCAUAAGGCUGUAGACCUGCUUCCUGAUACAAGCAGGGUGCUCCCAGACUUCAAGAACUGUAACGUCCCUGUGAAUAACAACUCCUAUGACAAGCUCAAUCUGAAGCAGCAGUCAGCAGUUCAUUUUAUCAUAGGGAGUUCCACUGGAAAAGGAUCUGUAGCACCACUCCUCAUUUAUGGACCGUUUGGAACUGGAAAAACAUACACCCUUGCUACAGCAGCCAGAGAGCUGUGUAAGCAGCCUCACAAUAAAGUGCUCAUUUGCACACACACCAACAGUUCUGCAGAUCUGUACAUCAGAGAUCACUUCCACCCAUUCAUUGAAAAGAAAAACAAUGACAUUAAGCCAAUUCGGAUAAAAGCAAACAAACAAGGGGUUGCUUUGUUGGCCACAGACGAAAUUACAUUGAAAUAUUGUUUUCUUUCAGAAGAUAGGACAUAUUUUCUACUACCUACAAAAGCCACCCUAGAUUGCCACAAAGUAGUUGUAACGACCACAACAAUGGCAAAACAUUUUCAUGACCUCCAGCUUCCAGAGGGAUACUUCACUCAUAUUCUAAUUGAUGAAGCCUCUCAGAUGCUGGAAUGUGAAGCCUUGAUGGCGCUCGGACUUUCUGGGCCAAACACUAGAGUUGUUUUAGUUGGAGAUCACAUGCAAAUGGGGCCAAAGCUUUUCUCAGUAGAUGAUCAUCAUCGUUCCAACCACACGCUGCUCAAUCGCUUGUUCCACUACUAUCAAGAAGAAAAGUGUGAGGCUGCCCAAAACAGUAAAAUCAUUUUCAGUGAAAACUAUCGUUCAACCAGAGAAAUUGUGGAGUUCGUGUCCACUCAUUUCUAUGUUGGUAAAAAUGAUGUUAUCAAAGCAAGUGGACAUGUUCCAGCUCCUGCAAAUGACCAUGCACUUAAGAUGUUCCAUGUGAGAGGAAAGUGUGUUUUGGAUCCUUUCUCCAUGUCAUGGUUUAACAAAGAAGUGGAUGAGAAUGUGUUGAAAGCAGUGAAAGAAAUCAUCUACCUCUGGCCGUCAGCCUGGGGCUGCAGAGACCCAAGCUCCAUCUGUGUUUUGUCAGAGGGAUACCAGACUCGGAUGAUUAGGAACAUGCUUUCAAGGCAAAGUCUGAGAAAAGUCUGUGUUGAGAAUCUUGCAAAUGUACAAGGAAAACAGUUCAGGGCAGUCAUAAUAGCAGUUGUACAAACACGUGACAGCCUAAAAACGUCAGACCUUUCUGGUCUGGAGCUGUUUAAUGAUGCCCGUGUGCUAAACACUGCAAUGACCAGGGCUCAGUCCCAGGUGGUCGUAGUUGGAGAUGCUGUUGCCCUCAGUUGCUUUGGGAACUGUUCUAAAAUCUGGAAAAGCUCCAUAGACCACUGCAUCAGAAACAACAGUGUUGCACCACAGCAUUUCACCAAAGAUUACUUUGAAAAAGAUGUGAUGGAAACCUCUAGGUUUCAAAAGACUAACCACAUGAAGGAGAGCAACACUUCUAGUGACGCAAUACUUCAAGACCUGAGGGAGGAAUUUGAGAAACUAGAAGCAGAAGAAAACUCUUUUAAAAAAAGUUUGGAAUUUGAAAACUCUAACCAUCAUAAGUCAAGAUCCAUCUGUACGGUUGACUCUCAGGUUGUGGAAUUAUGUAAAAAACAACCAGAGAUGUUCAUGCAAGGAACGCUGUUCAGGGAGUCCUACAACAAAGGCUAUGUCAUACCAUUCAAUGAUCCCAGCAGACAAAUUCACAUUAAUGGAAGGAAAAACCUGGGCAGAGCCUUUAGUGGAGAUGAAGUAAUCCUGCAAAAUACAAAGGUUGUCAGUGUCACCAAAGAAGCAGAAUCAGCCCGUGAACUCAUUUGCCGGCUUGAGGAUGAGGAUCACAGCAAACCAAGACAUUCAAGAGACCAAUUUGUAAGAAGGACAAUGAUAGCCACCACAAAAACAGCACCUAAUGUACGCAUACUGGUCAAAAAGAACAAACGUAACUACAUUCCAAUAUGGGAGCAAAGUUAUGGAUGUUGGAGUCUUUCAGCAUAUGAGCGUAUUAAUGAAAAUCUCAGACAGAACUGUGUAUUUGUGGUGCAAGUGAUUGAAUGGAAAGAACAUUGUUAUCUUCCACUGGGAAAAGUCACACGUACCCUUUCAGUCAGAAGCCCUUCAGAUGCUCUACGUGUCUUGACUGUAGAAUUCAAAAUUCCGCCCAACACAUCUAAUCCAGAGGAGGGUCUGUCAAGGGUAGAUGAAGAAGAGAUGUACCGACAGGACCUGCGUAAUGUAUUUACCUUCACGGUUGAUCCAGUGGGAGCAAAAGACUUGGAUGACGCCAUCAGUGUCAGGGAAAAUAAAGACCAGUAUGAGUUGGGAAUCCAUAUAGCAGAUGUGGCAAGCUUUGUGAGACGAGGUAGUGAUGUGGAUGAGCGUGCAGAAAAACAAGGGGCAACAUUUUACUGCAGCGGGGAAAACCCCAUUCAUAUGUUCCAUCAAGACUUGAGCACCAGACGCUUCAGUCUUCUGCCAGGUGAAGAUCGCAGGGUGGUUUCACUGAUGGCAAAAGUAAACAAGCAAACCAAUGAGAUAAUUGGGGAUCCUAAAUUUCAGCUUUCACUGAUUAAAUCUAAUAAGCAGUUGUCCUACGAACAGGCAGAAGACAUAAUUUGUAAAAGUGAUGAAAGAUCUGAGGACAUAGAAAACUGUGUCAAAUUGGCGUACAAUUUCGCUAAAACCCAACGAAAAAACAGACAACCUAAAGAUUGGGCUUAUUCUCAGCCUGAUUCUGAUAGAGUGCCUGGGAAGAGAAAAGCCCAUUUAAUGAUCGAAGAGCUCAGUGUACUGUUCAACACACAUGUAGCAAAGACUUUGACUCAGCUGGGAGGAACAAAGUAUUGCACACCCCUCCGCUGUCAGGAAGAACCAGAGCCUCAAAAGGUUGAAGAAUUCAAAGAGCAGUGCAGAGAAUUCAUACCAGUGUCUUUCUAUGUGCGACAUAGAUUUAACCAUGAUCAAACAAAUGAUGGGAAAGUCCCAAACUCUGAAAACUUCAGAAUACUCACAGAAGUGUGGAAAGAUAUCAAGUCAGCAGCCAAAGAAAAUGACAUGGACAAAUUAAUCGACCUGAUUGCUGCAGACGACAUCUACCCUCUGCUACAGCCAGUGACUGAUCAGUUCAGGCGAUGCCUCAGUAAAGCGUAUGUCGUCUGUUCCAAAUCGUCUCCCAAAGCAGAUGUGGGGCAUUAUUCUCUGAAUGUCAACUGUUAUACACAAGCAACUUCCCCCAUCCGUCGGUACAUGGACCUCAUCUUGCAAAGACUUCUGCACUCUGCCAUAUGUAACAAGCCUGUCCUGUACAGUAGGACAGAGAUUAAGACAUUGUGUGGGCAAUUUGAGCGCAACCUCAAGGAUGCAAAGGAAUAUGAACAAAGGGCAGAGCAGAUCUCUUGUGCAGUGAGAAUGAAAAAGCAAAGUGCUUCCAAGGUGGUAUUUGUACUUAGUGCAGAACAAGAAAGAGAGAGUUUCAUUGUGUCCUUUCCCUUUAAGAACAUAUUUGCAGAAAGAUUAUCAAUUAUGUACAAGGAUUUACAGUUGGAGGACCAACCACUGUAUGAUGAAACAAAUCAGUGCAUUAUCCUCCGGUGGAAAAGGCGGAUUUACUCACCUGGCACCACAGACAUUCACCAAGAAAUUAAACUAAAACAAGACUCUGGACCCUGCGUUGAGCUUCCCAUGAAAAUAUGGGAGGACAUUAUUGGAGCAAUUGAUAAAGAAAACUGGACUCAUGCACAAGAACUCAUAUUGAACAAUAAUCCAGAACAAGUGAAAAAAAAAGGAAGCCAGAAGCCAGAAGAUUUGGAGGGUCUUCAUUUAAUGGCUAACACACGUCUCUGUGAGGAGAAACUGAUGCCAGAUGUCCAUAAGGAGCAUGAGGUUGACAUCUCCCUGCAGCUGCGGGCAGGCGACACCCUUCUAAUCCAACUGACAUCAGAGAUUAAUAGAUGUGUCCACAUGCCUGCUGUUCAGUUGGUGUACAUCACACCCAAGUUUGAGAUUUGUGUGGACCAUGUCCACAACCCUAUCACAUGCUUCUCCCAGUAUGCAGAUGAACCAUCAAGGUUUUAUUAUAAGGACACAGAUGAGUAUGUACGGAUCUGUAAACCACUAUGUGAGAUGGAAUCCGCUGCAACUGCAGUGAGUGAAAGUAAUGGCGUCCUCAUUGAGAACCUGGUGGUUAAGUUUAGGAAAGAACAGGAAGCUAAACUAACAGGAAGCUUCUUCUUAUCACAGUCAUGGAUUAAGGAAUGGGCCAUUGAGUGUAACCUAUCAAAAUGCCUACUGUGCAUACGAAAAAGAGGUCUGAAGAUGGAUCGUGCUCCUGAACACUCUGCUGUGGUGGACCAAAAAGGGUUCACAUGGGUUGCUCAUGGUGUUACGUGGAAAACAGAUGAACAGAAAAAUCCACCAAAUGCAGGAAUUAAAGUGGAAUUUUACAUUAACCAUCUCCCAAUGGAGACCAUUCCAGAGUGCAUCUUUCAGAAAGACACAGACUUCACUGUUGAAAUAAUCCCAAAGCUUCUGCCUGAUAUCCGGAAAGAAACUGCUGUGGUCUCAAUUAAAUCUGCCUGUGAUCUAGUGAGGCAAAUAGCACUUGGAAGUCGAAUCCCAAAACAGAUACAAGCUGUAUGGAAUGUUGUCAGGAAACAGCUACCAAAUGUGCUACCAGACCUUAACCAAAGUCAGCAAUGCGCUGUGGAUAAAGCUCUGAAUGAUACUUUCACACUUAUUCAGGGGCCACCUGGAACAGGAAAGACCAUAGUUGGUGUGUACAUAGUCUACCGCUUCCUUGAUCUCAACUCAAAGAACCAAAGGAAGUGUGUUGGCCCAAAGGAUGAAAAGAAGAAGGAAGUGAUUCUCUACUGUGGUCCAUCCAACAAGUCUGUUGAUGUUGUUGCAGAGUACCUGUUGAAGUUUGGUGACCUCAUAAAGCCUCUUAGAGUCUACAGCCAACAGGUUGAGAUGCUUGAUUAUCCUUAUCCAGACUGUACUCUUCAGUUUUCUCAAAGCGCAUUUCGUUCAGAUCGUUCCAAACCAGAACUCAGGAGUAUUACUCUGCAUCAUCGCAUGCGACUGGACCAAAAUCCAUACUCAAGUCAAAUAAAGGAGUUUGACCACCGCAUAAAGCUUGCCCUGGAAAAACAAGCAAAGGAGCUGACUGAUGAAGAGGUGAAAACAUACAAAAAACGUCUGAAAAAUGCUCGGGAAUAUGAGCUGAAACAGCAUGACAUCAUACUGUGCACAUGCACAACAUCUUCCACUCCAAGCUUGGUCAACACAGUCAGUGCACGUCAGAUACUCAUUGAUGAAUGUGCAAUGGCCACUGAACCCCAGGCUCUGAUUCCAUUAGUCUGCAACAAACCAGAAAAGGUUGUUUUGAUUGGAGACCACAAACAAUUAAGACCUAUUGUGAAGAAUAUGCAUGUGAGGAAGCUGGGGAUGGCCAGGUCUCUGUUUGAACGUUACAUUACAAUCCAUUUGCAGAGAGCAGUGAUGUUGGACACCCAGUACAGAAUGCAUGAGGACAUAUGCAGGUUCCCAUCAGAUGAAUUUUAUGAGGGAAAACUGAUGACUGCAGUGGAGCAGCCGAAUAGUGUCCUGCGUGUUAAAGGAAGAACCAUGCCAAUUGUCUUUGGGGACCUAAAAGGAAAAACAAUCAGCCUGGUUGUCAACACACCCAAGGGCAACGAGAACUCGAAGGCAAAUAGGGAAGAAAGAAACGCAGUGAUUGACAUUGCAGAAAAGUUGGUGAAGACUGCCAAGGUGGAACAGCAAAGCAUUGUGAUUCUGUCUCCUUAUAAUGCCCAAGUAUCGGAAAUUAGAGAUGAGCUGAAGCAGAAGGAAAUGGAUAAAGUCACUGUCACUACAAUCACUAAAAGUCAAGGAAGUGAAUGGCGUUAUGUCAUCAUAUCUACAGUGUGCUCCCUGUCAAGUGAGGAGAUUGUGCGUGAACCAGACAGAGCGUGGUUGUCCAAACAUCUAGGCUUCGUAGGUGAUCCAAACCAGAUAAAUGUGGGCAUCACCAGGGCCAAAGAGGGACUGUGCAUCAUUGGGGACCAAGAGUUGCUCAGUUGCAGUCAAACUUGGAAGAACCUCCUGGACCACUAUAGUGGUCGACACAAUGCAGUGACAAACGCAAAUGAGAUCUCAGUGUAUUGAGUCACAGUUGAUCUCCUAUUUCCUUUGCUUCGCUUGUGAUUUUUACAAAUGACAGAUCAGAGACACUGAUCUGAUACCUGUUUUACUUUUUUAUAUGACUUGAAUGAUAACUAGCUGCAUUAUGACUGUUAUUUUUAAUGUGCUCCUUCUAUAUUCAUAAGUUUUACAAUGUUAUGAUGCAUUAAAAUAAACAAUAACUGAGGGUUUUACAUCUUCUAUUUUUAUUAAAUUAGCUUUUUAAAACCACUACUUAGGUCCCAAACUUGUUUUUACCUUCUUUGGAGAUGUUUAUUAAUGAACCAUUCAACACUUGCCUGCCAGUUAGAGUUUUUAUGUUCGACCAUUCAAAAAAUUUAGUUUUUUUAAUAAAUUGUGAUAGAUAUUAAUGUUGUGUACCUACAGUAAGAUUUUCAAGUUUAAUAUAUGUUUUGUAUUAUGUAAAACAACAAUCAAUUCAAUGUUCUUACGAUGAAUGUGUACAUAUGAAACAUUAAAACAAAAGUAUUUUUAUAACUAAAUUAUUUAACAGAGUUUGCAUGUUCUUCUCGUGGGUUCUCUCCGGGUUCUCCGGCUUCCUCCCUUUGUCUGUGUUGCCCUGCAAUGGACUGGCGACCUGUCCACGGUGUACGCCUGUACUGUAGAUGUCUGUGAUAGGCUCCAGAACCCCUCGCGACCCCGCAUGGGAACAAGCGAUAGAAAAUGGAUGGAUAGAUGGAUGGAAAUUAUUUCAUGUUAUUUUGUUUGCUUUUGUGGGAUUUAGUGUAGACAGUGUUGUAUUAAAGCUGUUUGCUCACUGUCUUCGGAUACUCAACUAAACAGACAGCAAUUCCAUUCACUGCUUUCGGUUCCAUUAAAUAAGUCAUUUCCAUUUUUUUCAUGAUUAGCCUUCUUAAAGAUGUGCCUUGUUUGUUACUAUUUGUAGUUGAAUAUAUUUGUGUAUGAGUUAUUGUUCCUAUUACAUAGUGAAACUGAAAAUAUAUUUUUCUACCAAAGUGAGGACUUUUGAGGAUUUUAGGAUUCCUAAAUUUCCUAAAAAGAUGUGCAUUGUGCCCUCAUGUCAUUGAACAUCCUAAAGAUAAAAGCAAAAGUGUUUCUGUGUUCUUCA
This is a messenger RNA of Betta splendens (Siamese fighting fish), 10813 nucleotides long. Its product is annotated as helicase with zinc finger domain 2-like. Gene Ontology annotation, molecular function: 5'-3' DNA helicase activity; RNA nuclease activity; RNA binding. The coding region runs from base 1030 to 9708 and encodes 2892 amino acids. The record is from RefSeq and is a predicted model, not a curated record. The transcript has 20 exons. NCBI's taxonomy places the organism in Eukaryota, Metazoa, Chordata, Actinopteri, Anabantiformes, Osphronemidae.